Rhinolophus ferrumequinum (greater horseshoe bat) is the source of this 2964-nucleotide messenger RNA. RefSeq names its product shadow of prion protein (gene SPRN). Gene Ontology annotation, cellular component: nucleus; membrane. The transcript is spliced from 2 exons. Lineage: Eukaryota; Metazoa; Chordata; Mammalia; Chiroptera; Rhinolophidae. Bases 260 to 706 code for a protein of 148 amino acids. Gene Ontology annotation, biological process: protein import into nucleus. Gene Ontology annotation, molecular function: nucleic acid binding. The record is from RefSeq and is a predicted model, not a curated record.
AAGGGAGAGGGACUGCGGGCUCCUCGGAGACCGCCUUUAUCUCCUCCCCUCUCCCCAUCUCCCGAGGGAAGAGCCUCAGCGUCUGCCCGCCCCCAAUCCUAGGGCGGAGGCCUCGCAUAGGACCCAGGCUCCGCACUCGGUGCGCGUUCAGUGGAGGGUCUCGUCUCCCCCACAGCCCGCGGUUCGGCGUCAGCCCCUGUAGCGGCCACUCCGUCCCACGGUUCCCACCGAGGCCCGCGGAGGGUUUGGCCCCACAAAGAUGAACUGGAUGGCAGCGACAUGCUGGGCUCUGCUACUGGCUGCCGCCUUCCUCUGCGACAGCGGCGAGGCCAAGGGUGGUCGUGGAGGGUCUCGGGGCAGCGCCAGGGGAGGGACGCGUGGGGGCUUGCGCGGGGCCUCCAGGGUGCGUGUGAGGCCAGCGUCCCACUACACCGGCUCCUCCCUGCGCGUGGCAGCUGCGGGGGCGGCAGCUGGGGCAGUGGCAGGGGCCGCUGCGGGCCUGGCGACAGGCUCGGGCUGGAGGAGGGUCCUGGGGCCCUGGGAGCGCGGCCUGGAGGACGAGGACAUGGCACCAGGUGGCAACGGGACGGGCCCAGGGGUCUACAGCUACUGGGCAUGGACUUCGGAUGCAGGGCCCACGUGUGGCCCGUGCCUCUGCCUGCUGCUGGGCGGCGCCCUGGGCGCCCUGGGGCUGCUGCAGCACUAGGUCUCCAACCUGCGCGCUCCGGGCAGGCCAGUGCCCACGUCCCCACUGUGGAGGGGCUGCCUGGGCCAUCUGCGCAAGAGCUGCGGCCUCUCUUCCCCAUGGCCCAGGCACCUCCUGUCCACCGUCCUGCUCAAACCCUUCCGAGCCCCCCCCACGCCGACCCUGGGUGGGGGGGCAGCACCCAUCAGCUCCAGGAUGCCCCACCCACCACAGAGGUCAGGGUCCUCACCCUCUGCCCACCAUCUCUCGCCAGAGCUGCCAAAGACAGGUGCCAAGACCAGGUUGCUCAGGCCACUCCAUCUCCCCUGACCCACCUGGGACACCCGAAGGGUGUAGAGUGCUGACCAGCAGGCACAGAAGCUGCCAGAAGGGACCAAAGGAGUUGAGGACUUGGGGGGAAGGCAAGGUCUUACUCCCAGGGUGAAGCACGAGAAUGCCGGGUGCUGAGCCCUAGUCCAGAAGCGGGCGCUGUGGGUUUCAGAGCCCAGCACGCCCACCAUGGUUCUCUGGAUGGUCCCCAGGAGAGCACCCUGCCCUCGGGCCCAUGGCCAUGUCCCCUCUGUGACCCACUGCCAGGGGCUCUGACUUGAAACAAGUCACUUAACUCUCCUUGGGACCUAUUUUGAAAUACCAUUCUGUUUAGACUUUCCAUUUCCUCUGAACUCAGGUUCACACUCUGGAACCAGAGCCCUCGCCUGUACUUGGGUGGCAAAUGCCGCUGCCACUGCUGAGCCCUCCCUGACUCAGCAGGCAGCACCCCCUCGGGAGGUGGGGGUGUGUGCAAAUGGAGGAGGCUGGGAGCCAAAGUCAGACCCCGGACCCACUGGGCCAUAAGCAGGGCCUGGAGGAAAGCUGGGGUGGACCCUGGCACCCAACACCCCUACGCAGGAGGCCGGCCCAUCUCCCUCAAGCCGCCCACCCGUCUGUGAGCUCAGCCCCAGGGAGCCCGGGUUCUUCCCGGUCCUCCAGCUCCAACAACCCCUUAUCCUGGGCAGGACAGCUUUUGGGCUUGGCUUCUUGGGACCUCACCUCCUUGGUGCUCGGCGGGAGCCUCCCAGAGCCUGUGGGACUGUCUCCCAGAAUGGGCCCCUGCCUCCUGGACCACGGAGCCUUGGGACUCAGCUGCCAGACAGCAGCACUGAGACCAGCCCUGCCUGGGAGCCCUGCCGCCUCUGCGUCCCUGUGUGGAGCUGGUUAGGGGUCUCCAGGCCGUCGGCAGAACCAUGGACCAAGCAUUUUUCUCCAAAGACCGGCCGGCGCACUGAGCUGUAUGAUGGAGCUCCCGGCGGCCUCCCAUGUCCACAAUGCCAGCAUUCUCGGGGCACAGUGAGUCCAGCUCCUCCGUCCAUUCCAGACCAAGCUGGAUGCUACCUGACCAGUACGCCAUGGCCCAGCCCUGCCUGAGGUCUGGGUGGCAGGGUGACUGUCCUGCUGCAGCAGACAGGGAACUCUGAAAGUCUUGCACAGGGAGACCCUCCGGGCACCUCCCCGGGCAAGCGGCUCUCCCCAAGGCCGGAGAGCGUGGGCCCCCCGGGCGCCAGACUACGGCCCGCCAGACCCUCAUAGGCUGCACGACAGGGAGCCGUCGGCCAUUGUGGAGACGAUGGGACAUCUCUCAGAGCUCACUGCACCCCGACUCCAGGAGCGCCUGGCGUGGGGUGCAGCCCGACUAAGUCCUUCCCACCCCUGUGCUUGGGGUUCCAGCCAGAGACAGAGGUGCUCAGGGUGGGUCCUCAGGAGAGGGCACUGUGUGCAGGCUGUGGGAAGCUGCACGAUUGGGGGAUCUAAAGAGGUCCCUACAGGAAGGAGAGGUCCCAUCGGAGACUGGGGCAGCUGCAGAAAGGCCAUGCCAUGCACCCGAAAGAACAGCAGAGCUACUGCCAGGGGAAGCUGGUCCCCCUUCUCCAGACACAGGCUGCAGGGCAAGCUUGCCCAGACCCCUCAGGUGCCAUCACAACAGUGCCAGGAGGUGCCUCUGGGAACAGUCCCACUGUCCCACUGGCUAGGUGCUCAGGGUGGUGGGAGCCUGGGUCUCCGCUGACCACACCCAAGACCCUCCCGGCAGGCACGCAGCUGGCCUGUGAGCUGGGUGGCCCCUAGGGUUCCAGGGGACAGGCCAGUCCUGGGUUCUGCCACGGGUUCUGGAACCUCCUGUUCACGUCUGUGUGCAUGUUUAGCAGCAUCAUGAAAUAAACCCUCUGCUGACAACGGCUCUUCCUCACUGUGGGCCCAGGGCACUGUCACGAUCUAACUCCAGA